AUGACAUUGAGACAUUACCGGUUCUACUUAGGAUCCAAGAAGUCCGAGUGGUUCUCAAAGUCGUUGGACUCCUUGGGCACCAUCAUUUCUGACGUCGGCAUCGAAGUCGACCCCGCCAAGUGGGUGCGUAUCCGUCAGUGGCCGAUCCCUUGCAACAAGACCGAUGUCCAGCGCUUCCUCGGCACCGUCAACUGGAUGCGAGAUCACCUACCGCACCUCUCAAAGAUUUUGGAGCCGAUCACCGCGUUAAUGGCGCAAGCGACGUCAUGGCGUUGGAACGAGCGAGAACAGCAGGCUUUCGAUACCGUCAAGUCCCUUGUGCCCGCCAUCCUACGACCGAUCGAUGGCGCCAAGGUUACCUCGGGCGAGCACAAGAUAUACCUCUUCACGGAUGCCAGUCGGGUUGGCAUUGGCGCUUGUUUGGCGUCCGGGCCCAACCGUUCGCAGGCCGUUCCAACGCGAUUCUUUUCCGCUAAGUUCAACGGUGCUCAGCUCAACUAUCAUGUCACUGAUAAAGAGUUCUUGGCUGUCGUCUCGGCGUGUUGGGCGUUCGAGCAGCACUUGAUCGGUUACCCCUUCGUCAUCGUCACCGACCAUCAGGCCCUUCGCACGAUAAAAACCCAAAAACUGCGCCAAACGCCUCGGCACAUCCGCAUGUGUCUCGAACUCAGCCGUUUCGACUUCGAAUUUGAAUUCAUUGCUGGCAAGAACAACACCCUGGCCGAUUUGUUGUCGCGUCUGUGGGAGGUCAAGCAGGGUUCACACGAGGAUCAGGUCAAGGAGAAUGAGUUGGAGGACAUGUUCUUUGAUGGAGAACGCCACGAAUUCACUACACCCGGUGAGAGCCUCCCUGAGGAACGUCCUUGCACUUCACCAUCUCCCGAUCGGUUGCCUCCUGUUGAUUUUGCCCUCGGGCCCCAACACGACGAUUGCGAGGCAGGCUCUCCCGGAUACUACGCGCUCAAGGAGGAAUCGCAAGACGAGGACGUGAAUGGACAGGAAUUAGGGAAUUUGUUCUUGAAGGAAGAAUGCCACGAGUUCAUUACGCCCGGUGAGAGCCUCCUCGAGGAACGUCCUUACACCUCACCUUCGCACGAUCGGUUGCCCCCUGUUGAUUGCGCCUUCGGGCCCUGGGGUCACGGUUACGACGCAGGCUCUCCCGGUUCCCCUCAUCUGGCCGAGAACAUUAUGGACGCCGUCGAUUGGUCUAUCGGCCGCCUCUCUCCUCCCAUCGCUGUCAAUCGAGUUCACGCUAUUGCUACGGCCCCUGCCAACGACCCGCCCAUUCCGGUCGAUGCCGACGCCGACGAACUCGAUUUGUUGGGAGUUGCCACCGAUGAUGUCAACGACACCCCUGUAGUCCAUCGGCCGCCUGCUCCACUGCCCCAACCCUUCCUCGACACCGUCAUCCGAGCAUACGCCAACGAUUCGCAAGCCCAGGUCAUCAUUACCGACCCGCUAUCAUGGCCUAUGUUUCGGGUGACCGAGGAAGGGAGGAUUUUGCGUGUACAUCCAGAUGAGUCUAUUUCCUUGUUUGUGCCUCGUGGUCUCGCUACUGGCGUCGUCAACUCCGACAAGGUCCCAUCGCUGCGCGAGCUCGUGCUUUCGGAGAUUCAUCGAAGUGUCGGGCAUGCAGGACAUCGCAUCACCUUGGCCGCCAUCUGUCCUUUGUACUGGUGGUCGUCCAUGUCUGCCGAUUGCGCCGAGUUCUGCCGUUCAUGUGAAGACUGUACCCGAGGCAAGGCGUCCACUCAAGUCCCCUAUGGCCGACUGCAUCCGAUGCCGAUCCCUUCUGGUCCUUGGGAACAAGUGGCCAUCGACUUCAUGACAGGACUGCCUCCGGUCGAGCUCGAAGGGAUGAUGGUUGCUCAAAUCAUGGUGGUCACUGACACUUGGGGCAAGAUGGUCCACCUGAUUCCCCUCCCAGCCGAUGCCGACUCGGAGCUCGUUGCCGAGAAGUACUACGCCACCGUCUUCCGACUGCAUGGGAUGCCUUCCGCCAUCGUUUCCGACCGUGAUCCCAAGUUCACCUCGCAGUUUUGGCGGGCAUUGCAGGCAAAGAUUGGCACCGUCUUGCGAAUGUCAACCGCGGCACACCCGGAGACGGACGGAUCGAGCGAGAAUCGGAUCAAGAUGGUCACCCAAACCCUGCGGAUCAUGGUCUCGUCAAACCACGAGGCUUGGGCAUCUCGUCUUGUUGAAGCUGAGUUCGCUCUUAACUCUUCUGUUGCUGUGUCCACGUCGCUGUCGGCUUUUGAGGCAACCUACGGCUACCUUCCUCGAUGCUGGCCCUCGGAUUCCUGGUCUGUCUCGGACGUCCCUCGUGCGGAAGCGUUUGCUCGGAUCCGACAAUUACGGAACCUCGACGUGACGGAUGCGAUCAUUGGAGCACGCCUCAACCAGUCCCAUCAGGCCAACAAGCAUCGACGCCCAGACGACCCCGCCUUUCGGACCGGCAGUUACGUCUAUCUUUCGACAAAGAACCUGGCAGUUCCUGACGGCAUGAAGUCGAAGUUGUUGCCGCGCUACAUCGGCCCCUUCCGUAUCCGAGCGGCCAUCCCUGCGACGUCCAGCUACGACCUCGAGCUCCCUCCAGCGAUGUCGCGAGUGCACAAUCGUUUCCAUGCUCGACUGCUUCGGCCUUGCGUUGAGAAUGAUGCUGAAAGGUUUCCUGGGCGUGACCCCGCAGUUCUUUUUGUCGAAGACGUAGCCGACGCGGCCGACAAUUCUGCGAUUCCGGAACGGAUUGUUCGCGAUCGGCGGAACGCUCGGGGCGCUCGUUCGUUCUUGGUUCGAUGGGUAGGCCGUAACGACACCGACGAUACUUGGAUGUCAGAGCAGUCCAUUCGCCUUGACCAUCCGUCCGUCCUCGACGCCUACCUCGCGCGCCUCGAUCGCUCGAACCGCCGCCUCGCCGCACGGUAGACUUCCUUCUGGGGGGGACAGUGUCAGGAUGACAGCGUGUACUCGAAGGAAGCCCCCCCAAGACUAUGUGCGGGUAGAGUUGACUUGACCAGAGACUUGCCUCGUUUCACAGCAUCGUCGGUGCGAUGGCGUAGUCGUGAGGCGCGCGGGCGCGCACUCGGUGGUCGCGGGUUCGAGGCGCCCAGACCGCAGUCUUCUUUCGGUUUGUUUUAUCUUUUUGUUAACCGAGGCGCGGCUUCAGGGUUUUUACCGGUGCUCCCGCGAGCAAUCCUUUUUACCCCUGAGGCGACCUCUUGGAGUGGUUGAUUUGGCUAAGUCCCCUCUGGGCCUGGCACAGUCCCUUCCCUUUAGUUUUACCACCUUUCCCCGGGAGCUUGGUCCGCUCUUCUCUUUUGUUGCCCCUCCUCUUCUUGUCGAUCGUUUGGGAAUUAAGUCCGUUACACUUGAUUUCCUGCGAGCCUUUCGACCGACUCCCCUCCUCGGUUGCUCCCUUGUCGACUGCCGCCGCAACAGCCGACACUUCCAGAAAUCCCCCCCCCGUACCAACGCGUGUAGACGACGUCAUCCCCUCCGACGUCGCUUGUCACAACCACCUCAACUACAUCAUCAAGUACCGACCCGGCGCUCAAAACAACAAGGCCGACGUGCUCUCUCGGUGUCCCGACUUUGCCGCGGGGGGAAAAGCUUGUGAACAACCCGGUGUAGUGCUUUUACGUCCAUCCUCUAUCUCCGCCACCUUUUCACCCUCCUCAGAGAUCGCUGACUUGAUCAAGUCUCGCCUUCUUCAUGAUCCGGCAUCUCUUCGCGUCAUCAACGAUCUCAAUCGUGACGCCUCGCUUCACCCCGACUUUGCACUUCAAGAUGGCUUCCUCCUACAAUGCCACAAGAUCUACGUCCCCGAUUUCGAACCUCUCAAGGUCAAACUCCUGUGUCAAGUUCAUGACUCGCCUCCAUCUGGGCAUUUCGGCCAAGCUAAGUCCUUCGAACUGCUUGAUCGGAACUUUGUGUGGCCUGGGAUGUGCACCUUCGUCAAUGACUAUGUUCGCUCCUGCGACAGUUGUCAGCGCAACAAGCCCUCCCAUCAUCGGAAGCAUGGCCCACUUCACUCGCUCCCGGUUCCGACGAAACCCUGGUCCUCGCUCUCGAUGGAUCACAUCGUCGACCUUCCGCCGUCCUCGUCGUUGUUGAUCGCCCCACCAAGGAAGCUCACUUCAUUCCUGCACGAAAAAGCGACACUUCGAAAACCCUCGCCUCGCAAUUCAAGACCCACAUCUUUCGACUCCAUGGCCUACCCGGCGACAUCGUAUCCGACCGCGGAACGACUUUCACUUCAUCUUGGUGGACCGAAUUCCUCAAGAUGCUCGACAUUUGACCCAACCUGUCUACCGUGUUCCACCCAGAGUCAGACGGCCAAACGGAACGAACCAAUCAGAUCCUCAAGCACUACCUACGCCACUUCUGUGAUUACCAUCAAGACGAUUGGCAUGAUUUGCUCCCCCUAGCUGAGUUCUCCUACAACAAUUCCUUUCACUCGAGCAUAGGGAUGACUCCUUUCUUUGCCUCUCGCGGUUAUCACCCAAGGCUUGAAGUCACCCUCCAGGAGACUCCUGUUCCAGACGUUCGACAACAUCUUGCCGGUCUUCGCAAUGCCCAACAACUUGCACAAGAUCAGAUUCGUCAUUCUCAGGAGUCUCAUGCUCGCUACGCCAACCUUCGUCGUGCUCCCACACCUCCUCUUGCGCUCGGUCAACAAGUUAUGCUCAAUCAACGCAACAUCUGCACCACUCGGCUGUCAUCGAAGCUCGACUCCAACAAGCUCGGACCUUUCGCCAUCAAGCGCAUCAUCAAUCCCGUUGCCUACGAGUUGGACCUCCCUUCGACAAUGCGCAUUCAUCCUGUUUUCCAUGUCUCGCUCCUCAAACCUUAUCGCCCCAACACUCUGCCCUCUCGUCAGCAACCUGUGCCGCCACCACCCGACCUCAUUGACGGCCAGGAAGCCUUCGUUGUCGAAAGGAUCCUCGACUCUCGCGUUCGCCAUGGCUUGCUUCAAUACUUCGUUGAUUGGACUGGCUAUGGACCUCAGGAUCGUGAGUGGGUUGACACUUCCGAUUUCGAUGAUGACGAUGCUCUCGUCCUCGACUUCCAUUGCUUGAAACCUCGCAAGCCUGGCGCCGACCGUAUCCAACAUCUCACGGAGCUCGACGCUUAACCCGGGGGUACUGUCACGAAUGGGAGUUUCGCCACUCCAAGUUCGGCCUCUCAGCACCCACGUCAUCCGCGUGACUUCGGCCUUCCCGCGCUUCGGACCUCCUCUCCCCACUUCGGCACCUGCACUGCCUUCUUCUCCUCCAACUAUACGCUCACAACCCUCUCGCCCCCGACUCUUACGUGA
Molecule: messenger RNA, 5317 nt
Organism: Microbotryum saponariae
Lineage: Eukaryota; Fungi; Basidiomycota; Microbotryomycetes; Microbotryales; Microbotryaceae
Source: the annotation of a GenBank genome assembly